Hypoxylon fragiforme is the source of this 1434-nucleotide messenger RNA. RefSeq names its product acyl-CoA desaturase 1. Lineage: Eukaryota; Fungi; Ascomycota; Sordariomycetes; Xylariales; Hypoxylaceae. The record is from RefSeq and is a predicted model, not a curated record. Gene Ontology annotation, cellular component: endoplasmic reticulum membrane. Gene Ontology annotation, molecular function: heme binding; iron ion binding; stearoyl-CoA 9-desaturase activity. The coding region runs from base 1 to 1434 and encodes 477 amino acids. The transcript is spliced from 2 exons. Gene Ontology annotation, biological process: unsaturated fatty acid biosynthetic process.
AUGGCUUCCGCCUCGACGAACCCCUCGGCACCUGUCGCCGCCACGGUACCCUCUGAUGGCACCAAGGACUACAAGCCGCUACGAUCUUCCAAAUAUGAUCUGAAGAAACCACACAUCACCGAGUUCCCUAUCACCUGGGGUAACUGGUAUAAGCAUGUUAACUGGCUUAACACGACCUUCAUUAUCUUCAUUCCGUUGCUAGGCUUAGUUAGCACGUACUGGACGCCUCUGCAGUACAAGACGGCUCUUUUCUCCAUCUUCUACUAUUUCAAUGCUGGUCUCGGUAUUACAGCUGGAUACCAUCGACUCUGGGCUCACAGCUCAUACAAGGCUUCGCUCCCUAUCAAGAUCUACCUGGCUGCUAUGGGCGCUGCCGCUGUUGAAGGCUCUAUCCGAUGGUGGUCAAGGGACCACCGUGCUCACCACCGUUAUACCGACACGGAGAAGGAUCCCUACUCCGUCCGAAAGGGUCUCUUGUAUUCUCACAUUGGCUGGAUGGUCAUGAAGCAGAACCCUAAGCGAAUUGGCCGAACCGAUAUCUCCGAUUUGAACGAUGACCCCGUCGUUGUCUGGCAACACACUCACUACAUCAAGUCCGUGCUUACCAUGGCCCUCAUCUUCCCCACCGUUGUUUGUGGUCUAGGCUGGGGUGACUGGAUGGGUGGAUUUGUCUACGCUGGUAUUCUCCGCAUCUGCUUCGUCCAGCAGGCUACCUUCUGUGUCAACUCUCUUGCCCACUGGCUCGGCGACCAGCCCUUUGACGACCGCAACUCUCCCCGAGAUCACGUCAUCACUGCUCUCGUCACUCUUGGUGAGGGAUACCACAACUUCCACCACGAGUUCCCUUCGGACUACCGCAACGCUAUUGAGUGGUGGCAGUAUGACCCUACCAAGUGGACUAUCUGGACAUGGAAGAAGCUCGGCCUCGCCUCUGACCUCAAGCAAUUCCGACAGAACGAGAUUGAGAAGGGCCGUCUCCAGCAGAUCCAGAAGAAGCUCGACCAGAAGCGAUCUAAGCUUGAUUGGGGUGUACCUCUUGAGCAGCUCCCCGUUAUUGACUGGGAUGAUUACGUUGCUGAGUCCAAGAAUGGCAAGGGCCUCGUUGCUAUUGCCGGUGUUAUCCACGACGUGACCGACUUCAUCAAGGACCACCCUGGUGGCAAGGCUCUCAUCUCUUCGGCCAUUGGCAAGGAUGCUACUGCAAUCUUCAACGGUGGUGUCUACGAGCACUCGAAUGCCGCCCACAACCUGUUGUCUACUAUGCGCGUUGGUGUCCUUCGUGGUGGCUGUGAGGUUGAGAUCUGGAAGCGAGCACAUAUGGAGAACAACAAAGAUGCUGCCUUCGUCACCGACUCAUCCGGUCAACGAAUUGUCCGUGCCGGCGACCAGGUUACGAGAAUCGCACAGCCCCUCGCCAGUGCCAACGCGGCAUAA